CUCUGAGGAGACGCAAAACUUUCUCGCGACACCCGUCAUGGCGCCGAGGCUGGAGCGCGGCGGCAGCGGCUUCCAUCUCCCGAACUCCAGGCAGGAGGACUCCCUCUUCCUCCGCGCCCUCAUCUCCGUUGUAAACGGAGACGCCGUCGUCCCCACGCUGCACCUCGAGCCGUCGUCGCCGCACUUUGCCGCUGCAGUUCCUGCGUGCGCCAGCUGCGGCGUGGACGGGUGCAUCGGCUACAUGUUCGCUGCUGCGGCGGCGCCGGCCGGCUCGAGCAGCGAGGGCGAAGGAUGCUCCGCCGCGAGCUUUGUGAAGGGCGGCGGCGUGGGGAAGAUCACGCGGAGGAGGAGCCGGAGCAAGUUCAGGGGCGUGAGGCAGCGGUCGUGGCGGAAGUGGGCCGCGGAGAUCCGCGACCCGCACCGCGCCGUGCGCAAGUGGCUCGGCACCUUCGACACCGCCGUGGAUGCCGCCCGCGCAUACGAUCUCGCGGCGCUCGAGUUCCGUGGCCACGGCGCCAGACUCAACUUCCCGGCCGCGGCCGCGUCGUCGUCGUCGUCGGCUUCUGUUUCUGAUUCGUCUUGGGCGGCUGCGCAGUCGUAGAACUUGCCGGGCAGUUCUCGCGAGAACUGGGGGUCAAAAUGUGUCGUCGCGAGAACUUGCCGGUGUAGGUAGGACAACUGGAGGCGAGGGAGCAGAAGAUCAUGACGCUGGAUAAUGACAACUUUGUGAUCCAUGUUUGGAUGAUUAAUUCAUUCGCAUAUUUGAAAGGAUGCUGUUUAAUCCGAAUCAAUAUUCGUCGGUAAGCAUGGCGACCUGUAGUCGGCGUAGCCGCUGCCAAAGCCAGAGCACGUGCUUCAGAAUUUGCCUAUCUCCCCGUGACGCCACUCCCUCUUCUUCAGCUUAUUAAUUUUCGCGGGU
Triticum dicoccoides is the source of this 919-nucleotide messenger RNA. RefSeq names its product ethylene-responsive transcription factor ERF109-like. Gene Ontology annotation, biological process: ethylene-activated signaling pathway; regulation of DNA-templated transcription. The transcript has a single exon. Lineage: Eukaryota; Viridiplantae; Streptophyta; Magnoliopsida; Poales; Poaceae. The record is from RefSeq and is a predicted model, not a curated record. Bases 38 to 601 code for a protein of 187 amino acids. Gene Ontology annotation, molecular function: DNA-binding transcription factor activity; DNA binding.